GCUCCAGAGAGCCACCCACCCUGGCCCUCGGGUGCCACUGUACUGGGAAGGGACUGGGGUGUGGCUCACAUGCUUCUCUCCACGCAGCAUGGCACCUGGGGGAGGGGGCGAUCCUCAGACAAAGGACCAUCUUGGUCCAGCCGGUCCCUGGGUGCCCGUUGUCGGAACUCUAUCGCUUCCUGCCCCGAGGAACAACCCCAUGUGGGUAACUACCGCCUGCUGAGGACCAUCGGGAAGGGCAACUUCGCCAAAGUCAAGCUGGCCCGGCAUAUCCUUACCGGUCGGGAGGUUGCUAUCAAGAUCAUUGAUAAAACCCAGCUGAAUCCCAGUAGCUUGCAGAAGCUGUUCAGAGAAGUCCGAAUCAUGAAAGGACUCAACCACCCCAACAUCGAAGUACGAUGGGCCAGAGGUGGACAUCUGGAGCCUUGGUGUCAUCCUGUACACACUGGUCAGCGGCUCCCUGCCCUUCGAUGGGCACAACCUCAAGGAGCUACGGGAGCGAGUUCUCAGAGGAAAGUACCGAGUGCCCUUUUACAUGUCUACAGACUGCGAGAGCAUUCUGCGGAGAUUUCUGGUGCUGAACCCCGCCAAACGCUGUACUCUAGAGCAAAUCAUGAAGGACAAGUGGAUUAACAUUGGCUAUGAGGGUGAGGAGCUGAAGCCAUACACGGAGCCCGAAGAGGACUUUGGGGACACCAAAAGAAUUGAGGUAAUGGUGGGUAUGGGCUACACACGGGAAGAAAUCAAAGAGGCCUUGACCAACCAGAAGUACAACGAGGUGACCGCCACCUACCUCCUGCUGGGCAGGAAGACUGAGGAGGGUGGGGACCGGGGUGCCCCAGGGCUGGCCCUGGCACGGGUGCGGGCGCCCAGCGACACCACCAACGGGACAAGCUCCAGCAAAAGCAGCAGCCACAACAAAGGACAGAGGACCUCUUCCUCCACGUAUCACCGUCAGCGCCGGCACAGUGAUUUCUGUGAGUGACCCACCCCACCCUGGAAGUCUUGACUGGCCAUCAGAAGCCAGCUGGGGCUCCCUACAGAUGCCAGGGAAAUGGAUAUUGUGAGGAGUUUCGAUCUCACUUAGAUGCUCCAGGCCAGCCUCGAAUUCACCAUCCUCCUGCCUCAGCCCUCCAGGCACCUGGCUUGAGAGGGAAGGAAGGCUAAGUGCCAUGUGGGUGCUGGGAAUUGAACCUGGGUCCACUGAGCCAACUCUUUAGUGCCAGGACAGUUUGGUACACCCGAGAUCCUGCCUCUAAAAAGACAUUCGGACCCCAAGCCUGUGAUACUGUCUUUCUUCCAUCCUGGUUGUUUUCUGAGCUUGUCUUCUCACAGCUCACCGUUCGUGUGGUCCAAAUGGUAGCUAGACUCCUUAGUCAGAGGUGGAACUUUAAUAGAGUCUAGUUAGGGGCCUGGA
Cricetulus griseus (Chinese hamster) is the source of this 1417-nucleotide messenger RNA. The record is from RefSeq and is a predicted model, not a curated record. NCBI's taxonomy places the organism in Eukaryota, Metazoa, Chordata, Mammalia, Rodentia, Cricetidae.